GAAACAUUUUUCGUUUUUUUACUUAAAAUUUAAAAAACUUAUUCUUAUAUUCUCACAAGAUAGCGCCGGAAGCAGCUGGGAAGUCGGAGAGUCUGAGACAGCCACCCGACGCCGCCGCUCUCCACGGCGGUCACCGAAUAAUUGACAAUCAGUGUAAAGUGGAAGGAAAUUGAAAGAAAGCUUGAAAGUUUGUUGUUCAAUCUUUUGAACGGGUGUGUGGUUGAGAUUGGAGAAGGAGAAUGAAUAAAAGUGGAGCAGUUGGAGGAGGAGGAGGGUUAGGUGGUGGUGGUGGUGGAAGCGGGCCUACUGCGGCGGCGGCUGCGGCGGCUGCUCAGAAGCAGAAAACGCUGUUGGUUAAAGUGGAAGGUGAUAUCGCAAAUAUUGUAGACAAUUUCAGCCACCUCGUCAAUGUUGCCAGGGUAAAUGAUCCACCGGUUAGAAAUUCACAGGAAGCUUUUAUGAUGGAGAUGCGUGCUGCUAGAAUGGUCCAGGCAGCAGAUUCUCUACUUAAGUUGGUGUCAGAGCUGAAGCAGACAGCUAUCUUUUCAGGAUUUGCUUCUCUUAAUGACCAUGUAGAGCAAAGAAAGGUUGAAUUUAACCAACUUGGAGAAAAAACAGACCGCCUAUUAUCUAGAAUUGGAGAAGAAGCUGCUGCUAGCCUGAAAGAACUUGAAUCUCAUUAUUCUUCUUCUGCACAGAAGACUAUUCAAAAUCUGCAACCGUAGUGAGAUUCUUGAGAAUCUAUUAAUGCAGCUUGCACCAGUCGCUUGAUAUUUUUCUGGUAUAAAAGCCACUUAAUUUUUUUUAAGCUCUAUUAUUUCCUUGUUUGGAUGACUAUUAUUUAGGACUAGGAAGUAGAAACUGUUAUUCUAUUACUGAGAAAAUGGAAAGGAAUAUAGCCUCACUCGUUUUGAGUGUAUGGGUGUAAUUGUGGCAAUAUGGAAUGGGGAAUCAAUUUGGAAAGGGGGAGAAUCGUUGUGCACUCAUUCAAAUGAUUACUAAUUACUGAGAAGCAAACAAUCUCAAAUGCUAUAGCUGCUGUGACAGGUUUCUGAUAUAUGAAACCUUAUAUUUCUCAU
Molecule: messenger RNA, 1079 nt
Organism: Gastrolobium bilobum
Lineage: Eukaryota; Viridiplantae; Streptophyta; Magnoliopsida; Fabales; Fabaceae
Product: mediator of RNA polymerase II transcription subunit 22a-like
Exons: 4
Coding region: 240-725 (161 amino acids)
Biological process (GO): regulation of transcription by RNA polymerase II
Cellular component (GO): mediator complex
Molecular function (GO): transcription coregulator activity
Source: RefSeq, a predicted model, not a curated record